Molecule: messenger RNA, 1603 nt
Organism: Menidia menidia (Atlantic silverside)
Lineage: Eukaryota; Metazoa; Chordata; Actinopteri; Atheriniformes; Atherinopsidae
Source: the annotation of a GenBank genome assembly
CCCACAUAAGAAAAGCUGGCGGAGGGAAUUGGGUGUAGCUGUGUCUGUGCGCGCCUUGGCCAAUGGAACCAGAUCCUCCCUGCAGUGCGUAAGAGCGCGAUUUAGGAUUUAACCAAGUCUUUGCUGCGAGGCUGGCUGCAGUCUUCACCAGAGCCCGACGGCCUGAGAGCGUCUCCACACAAUGAGAGUAUAGUCUCCACACCGCUUUUGGACCAGGCUGCUUUGAUUAGUCUUUUGUUACUACUAUUAUUAUUUCUUUUUUUUUUUUUUUUUUACAUUAUAGUAGAUUAAACAAUACAAUCUCGCGUCGUUGCCUCGCGAAGCAUGACUGGAGUUUUCGAUCGGAGGAUCCCGAGUGUGAAACCUGCAGAUUUCCAGAGCUCCUUUCAACUCUCCACCAUGCACCAUCCGUCUCAGGAAUCUCCCACUUUACCCGAGUCGUCAGCCACAGAUUCAGGCUACUACAGCCCGGCCGCCGGAGUCCCUCACGGCUACUGCUCGCCCAGCUCCACCUCGUACGGGAAGCCUCUCAACGCCUACCAGUACCAGUACUCGGGUGUAAACGGAUCUGCGGGAAAUUACUCGACAAAAUCCUACAGUGAUUACAGCUCGUAUACUACGCCUGCUUACCACCAAUAUGCCGGGACUUACAGCAGAGUUCAAGCCCAACCGAGUCCACAAGAAAAAGACAUAAGCGAGCCGGAGGUGAGGAUGGUGAACGGCAAGCCGAAGAAAGUGAGAAAACCCCGGACCAUUUACUCCAGCUUCCAGCUGGCCGCCCUGCAGAGGCGCUUCCAGAACACGCAGUACCUGGCGCUGCCGGAGAGAGCCGAGCUGGCGGCGUCGCUGGGACUCACGCAAACACAGGUCAAAAUUUGGUUUCAGAACAGACGAUCGAAAAUGAAGAAGAUCAUGAAGAACGGGGAGCUUCCUCCGGAGCACAGCCCCAGCUCCAGCGACCCCAUGGCCUGCAACUCCCCCCAGUCCCCGGCCGUGUGGGACACGCAGGGCCCCUCCAGGUCGCACAGCCUCCAGCCACAAAACAUCAACACGGCCGCCUCUAACUUUUUGGAAAACACGGGCUCGUGGUACACGUCCGCCGGCAGCUCCAUGGCCUCCCACCUUCAGACACCUAACUCGAUACAACACUCGUUGGCUCUCGGAGCUGGGACGUUAUAUUAAAAAAAAAUACGCAUAGAAAGAAAAAAAAUCAAAAAACAAAAAACACCCUGUUGUUCAUUUAAUCCCCCCCUUCCUCCUUCUAUGGGACUCGUGUUCACAUUACAGAGGAAUAUGCAAUGUAUUUGAUGACAGUCAUAGAGGAAACGUGUAAAAUGUGUAAAUGUGUGCAUGUAAUUUAUUGCAUUUUUUGGAAGACUAUUAAACGUUUAAAUGGACAAUGGAUCUUUGAAACCUCCUGCCUCCAUUUGGUUGUUUCUGUUCCCUUCAGACCUCGGUUAUUCGCUCUGCAACUGACCGCAGAGGCAGGACGUAAUGGAUGCACGCGCCUCAGGUGACACGCUGUAAAUCACAGCAGAGGGAAGCUUUUGUGUGUACAGCCCAGCAGCUUUGAUCUGUUAUUCGCUUCUGUUUUCAUAUUGUU